This is a messenger RNA of Rosa rugosa (rugosa rose), 1057 nucleotides long. RefSeq lists its product as uncharacterized. Lineage: Eukaryota; Viridiplantae; Streptophyta; Magnoliopsida; Rosales; Rosaceae. The transcript is spliced from 4 exons. Bases 21 to 485 code for a protein of 154 amino acids. The record is from RefSeq and is a predicted model, not a curated record.
ACGACUAAGUUACAAAAUUGAUGAGGCAGGGGAACAAAUUUCAUUUGGCUCCAACACUUAGUCAGUUUCCACGCGACAAUUCUCUCUCAAACCCUAGACACCACGACACCCGACGAACACCCGUCCUCCUCUUCCUCAUCCUCCACCUCCGACCAGCACCCGACUGCUCUCUGCUGCAGCCACCGCCUCCACUCUCCUCCUUCUCCGCUUUCGCCUCCGCUAUCCUCCUCCUCCUCUUCCUUUGGCACACCUGUUCUCUCAUCUAUCUUCUCAAAUUCACCAGAUCCGCCAAAGACGCAGUCCACGCCGGAGCUCCGCCUUGCCCCUCCUUCUUCUCUUUUCUCCUUCCACCCCGACGAGAACUAGAAAGAGAACGGGAAGCUCUCAAAGCCUCAAUCAUCUUCUCUAGGGGUCUUUACCGAGCUUAUUCAGCAGAUGCAAGUAAAAGGUUGAGGAGUUGUAUUCAUUGGACAUUGAUUCUCUGAACAAUCUGAGGUAUGUCAGUAGCUGUUUAAGCUUUUGCCACCCUAUUAGAUAUAUUUAUAUAAUCUGUUUUAAGUUUCCUUUCUCUCUCCAUGGGCCUCUCCCUCUCAGCCCCUCUCUUUGAUCAUCAAGGCGUCGACGGCCCUCCCUCUCCUCGACAGUAAAUUGGUAAGACGAACUGACAGUCGAAUAGUUGUCUGGGUUAGGUAUGUGAUGUACUGUCAUAUACAUCAUGUUUGUAUUUUUCAGUAGUUUAGAAUUUAAGUCUCCUUGUUCUCUUCAUGUUUAUCUAUUCUGCUGUUUCCAUACUAUUCUUGUAAUCUUUGAUGACAGUUUUGAUAUCUGACUAACCUUUCAUAAUUCCAUUGUCUUUUGUUGAUUGUUAUUACUACUUGUGAACAUAUGGUUUUUGAACCAGAUUAUGAGAAAGGCAUAUCCUGCUUUUUAAUUGCUAUUGUCCAAUUAUCAUUUCCUUUUUUCUGACCAAAAGGAUAUCCAUCUCUUGACUACUUAUAAAGGUUAUGAUGAUCCAAUCUGUAUGGUCACCUCUCUCAAGUGUAAUUUCUUUUCUUUC